AUGGACUCUCCAUCCGAGGCAAGGCCCAACUCGCAGCUCCGGCGCAUGAUAUCCACCACUUUCGAGCGACUGAGGCAGCACACACCCGGUCUCCGCGCGAGGAGAGACCAGCCCGUAGAUGAUGAGGAAGACUCAUACGGCCACGUCAUUGUGCCGGCGCCCGCGGCGCCGCCACCCGGGAAAGACGAAACGAUCCGGCAGGCGGAAGGCGCGAUGGCGGUUCUCCGAGAACUUCUCCUCGAGUCCAUCCCGUUUGCGCGGCCGAGCGUCUUCUACCCGCCGCACGCCACCCUCAGCCCGGCCAAGCAGGGGGCGAUCCACGAGCAGCUCGUCGACGCCUUUCUGCGCGAGGCCCUGCGCGGGGUAAACAAGCCAUCCGGGUCCUCCGGCUCCGCGUUCCGCCGGACCCCGAAACCGGCCCCACCGCCCACCUACGCGACGGCGUUUCCAGAGCGCCGCCCGUUUACGCGGUUCCCCGAUUUGCCGACCGAGAUCCGGCUCCAAAUCUGGGAGGCGGCGCUACCGGUGCGGGGCCGCCGCACGCUGCACAUUGGCCAAUCCAUUGGCGAGCCGUACUGCUGGACGGCGCGGCUCCCGAUGCCGACGCUGGCGCGCGUGUGCCGCGAGUCGCGGGCCGUGGUGCUAGGCCGCGGGGGCGUGUUCCCAUCCACGGCAGCGGGACGCGCGGACUACCGGCCCAUGGGCCUGCAGUGCGGCGAUUUCCUGCAGCACAUUGGGCGGUUCUACGCCGCCGCGCACAGCCUUACCAGUGUGCUGCUGCCCGGCGGGCUGGGCAACGAGCUCCGCCGCGGGGACCAGCUGUCGACGGACGUGUGGCGCGGGGCGGUCAAGCGCCUCAUGGUCGUCGUGCAGGUCGUGUAUAUCGCCCUGCCGGCGCCGCCGGCGGAGCUCGCGGACGAGGAGAUGGAGGCGUACCGGCAAGAGCUGCCGGAUCUCGACGAUGAUGCUGUGGUGGUGCGGGAUGUGCGGGAUGUCGCGGGGCCGAGGGCGCAGCCGCUCGAUGCGGUCGAGUACCGGGCUGCCGUGCAUCGCCGCCUGCGGAACCAUCAUAUUGCCGUUGUCGCGAGCCUGCAUGACCGCGCGCGCGUGCGGGAGCUGCUGUCCCUGGGGGAUGCGACGCGCUUCUGGCCUGAUCGCCGGGCGCGGCUGCAGUCGCUGUACCACCACACUAAUGCGUUUUGCAUGGAUUGCCUGCUGUACUGGUGGGAUUCGUACGCGCGGCAGGCGGCGCUGGAGGCGCUGUUGGCGCAGACGGAGGGGCUGGGCUGGGGGUGA
Molecule: messenger RNA, 1296 nt
Organism: Parascedosporium putredinis
Lineage: Eukaryota; Fungi; Ascomycota; Sordariomycetes; Microascales; Microascaceae
Source: the annotation of a GenBank genome assembly